This is a messenger RNA of Thermothielavioides terrestris NRRL 8126, 1252 nucleotides long. RefSeq lists its product as uncharacterized. The transcript has 3 exons. Bases 217 to 1008 code for a protein of 263 amino acids. Gene Ontology annotation, molecular function: NADH dehydrogenase activity. The record is from RefSeq and is a predicted model, not a curated record. NCBI's taxonomy places the organism in Eukaryota, Fungi, Ascomycota, Sordariomycetes, Sordariales, Chaetomiaceae.
GCCGGCAGGCAGGCUAUGGAACUUACUCCGUACAGUAAUCCGUGCAUACCACCGCGAAGCUCAACCAAUCAGUCAGCGUCAAUUGUCAGAGCAGGUGGUCCGUGCCGAGCUCCAAUGAGCACCGCUACGCAUUCGAGUCGGGACAACGGGAAUUGAGGAAUUGCGACGCCGAAACCGAUUGACGCCAUUGCUCGACGCACCACUCCAGCCGCAGCCAUGGCGAGCAAGCUGACCCCCGUUCUCAUGCGGACGGCCGCCCGGACGGCGAGCCGGACAGCAGCGCGGCCACUGGCGGCCCAGGCCCGCGCCUUCUCGCUCUCGGCGAGGAAACAGAGCGACACGCUCAUGGUGCACCGCAACACGCCCGACAACAACCCCGACAUCCCCUUCAAGUUCACCGAGCAGAACGAGGCCAUCAUCGCCGAGAUCCUCAAGCGCUACCCGCCGCAGUACAAGAAGGCCGCCGUCAUGCCGCUGCUCGACCUGGGCCAGCGGCAGCACGGCUUCACCAGCAUCAGCGUCAUGAACGAGGUGGCGCGCAUCCUCGAGAUGCCGCCGAUGCGUGUCUACGAGGUGGCCUCCUUCUACACCAUGUACAACCGCACGCCGGUCGGCAAGUUCCACGUGCAGGCCUGCACAACGACACCGUGCCAGCUCGGCGGCUGCGGCAGCGACGCCAUCGUGCAGGCGAUCAAGGAGCACCUGGGCAUCAAGCAGGGCGAGACGACGGCGGACGGGCUGUUCACCUUCACCGAGGUCGAGUGCCUGGGCGCGUGCGUCAACGCGCCCAUGGUGCAGAUCAACGACGACUACUACGAGGACCUGACGCCCGAGACCAUCAAGUCGCUGCUGACGGCGCUCCGGGAGAGCGCCGCGGACGUGAGCAAGGCGGCGGCCGUGCCCAAGCCCGGCCCGCUGAGUGGGAGGAAAACGUGCGAGAACAGCGCCGGCAUCACCAGCCUGACGAGCGAGCCGUGGGGGAUCGAGAAGACGAGGCCCGAUUUGUAGACUAACUGACCGACGAACCUCUGGCGGGGGGUAGAGCGGGGAGCGUGUAGGCUGAUGAUAGACGGAUGUUACAAAAGCGGAAGAAACCAUGUGUAGUGUCCAUGACUGUGCAGCAUUUGGCCCCAACGCAUUACGUUAAACGGACCGAAUGCGACUGCUCUUGGAGGUCGUCGUUUAAACUCUCACGAAUAGGUUGCUACCCUCUGACGUUCCAUCCCGCAUCUCCUGCGUUUUCUCGUCGUAU